Olea europaea var. sylvestris is the source of this 2449-nucleotide messenger RNA. Its product is annotated as serine/threonine-protein kinase AFC2-like. The record is from RefSeq and is a predicted model, not a curated record. Gene Ontology annotation, cellular component: nucleus. Gene Ontology annotation, molecular function: ATP binding; protein kinase activity. Lineage: Eukaryota; Viridiplantae; Streptophyta; Magnoliopsida; Lamiales; Oleaceae. The coding region runs from base 1896 to 2363 and encodes 155 amino acids. Gene Ontology annotation, biological process: protein phosphorylation. The transcript has 6 exons.
AAUUUGUGUUUGAUAUCAUCAAUUUCAGAUUUAUUGGGACUAGCAAGAAGCAUAUCAUCAAUAUAAAACACAAGAUACAAAAAAUCUUUAUCUUCAUUUCCUUUGCAAUAGAGACAUGUAUCAUAAUUGCUUCUAUUAAAACAAGCUCCAAGAUGAAAUUGUUGAGAAAGUGUUCCAAAUUUAGAAAAAGAAAUAAAUGUGUUUACGGAAUAACACCUUAUUAAUAGAUCUCUACUGCUGGAUUGUGACACGUGUUUAUUUCCUGACCAUUGGAUCUAAUUCUAGAUUCUUCUAUCUACCUAACCAUGAGAUCUUUAUGGAAAUAUAUACAUUUAAUAUGUGUGAGACUUUUCUUCCAGCAAAUAGUUUUCUCUCUCUCACGUCUCACUCUCCAAAAAGGAAGAAAAAUGGCAGUUUCUCUCUUCUCUUACAAGUUCUCAGAAUUUGGUUCCUUCAUCUCUCUCUUCUCUCUAUGCGUAGAAAAUCAUUUUCUUUUAGUGAGAUUAGGGCUUGAUUCUUGGUAUAUUUUAUAAAAUUAAAAUAUGUUAUCAUCAAGAAAUAUUCUAGAUCCAUAUGGGUGUUGUACUAUUUCAGCUUUGAUUAAGUCGAAUCUUUGGGAUUCGAGUUUUUACCAGUUUCUUGUGAGAUCUUAGUGAUUUCGGCCUCUUCCUAUGUGCGGUAGUGGCUGGUUUGUCUGUGUUACUUGUUGGGUAAUAUGUUCUUGAUGUUGAAUAACUAGAGAGAUGGCAGUUCAUGUUCUUGGUGAGAUCUUUGUGAUCUAGUGUGAUUCCUUGGUGGAAUAGAGGCUGAUUUUGUUGUUCUUUAUAAGAUAAGUCUACUUUGACUUUUUUUUUUUUUAAUAUUUUGGAAUAUUAUUGUAUAUUUGCUGUUUAUUUUUGGAGCUUUAUAGUACAAUCGAGCUUUAUCCAUUUUAAUGGAUGAUUAACAGGGGAUUAGUCGUUAGAAGUGGUUGUCGAACUUCUGGGGCUUUGGCCGAAAAAUUUUCCGUGUUCAUUUUACUUUCUGCACUUUAUUUUCAGUUUAGUUUUGGGAUCUCAGUUAAUAUUACUAUCUCUCGACUUUUCAAAUUCGAAUAUUUUACCCUUCUGAUUGUUAAUAUAUAAAGAGGAAAUCGAUUGUUUUUGUUAUGUGAAUUUUCUAAAUUUAUUUGUAAGGUGUUUCGCCCCGUCUUUUAGACAUGUUAAGUUGUAUGGUCAUCUCCGUGUUUUGUGAUAUAAAUUUUAUAGUUCCCCAAGUGGGGGUCUAAUUUUCAAAAUUCUAUUUUGGUUUCAGUUCACUUGUGUCUAUUGGGCAACUUAUUCUUAUUGCUUCUGUAUUUCAAAAUGAAUUUAUGCAAAUAGUUCUACACGUAAAUGGUUUGUUAACAUGAUAUUGGAAGAUCCAUAGCUUCUUAAGCAUCAUGAAUAGGGCAUGGUUUUCCUUUGGGCAUUGUUUUCUUUGGUUUUUAAGCCAAGAUCUUUCUAACGCUGUUCAGGUGUGAUGGUAUGCAUUUUUCUUGGUUUUUAGAUUUAAUUCUAUGCAUGUAUGAUCUAUUUUAUGAUAACGUCAUUCCGGUGUUCUUUGCAAUGAAUGAAAUGUGCUUGGAAGGGUAUGGAAGGUGGUGUCUAGGAGGUAAACCAAAUUAAUGAUAUUUGAUGUUUAAAAAAAAAACGUGAACGGAUGUCUGUGUGUAGGCUCAGCUAGGAUUCUUUUGUGGACAAGAGAUUGGGAAUGUGACAAGCUAUGCACCUUCAAGCACAGAGUACGCUAGUUCUCUGUUUGUUAAGGGCUUGGCUCAAAAUGGUUCUCCACCAAGGCGAGAAGAUGACAAAGAGGGCCACUAUGUAUUUGAGCUUGGAGAAAAUUUAACUUCUCGCUAUAAAAUACACAGCAAGAUGGGUGAAGGUACUUUUGGUCAGGUCCUGGAGUGCUGGGAUCGGGAAAAAGAAGAAAUGGUUGCCAUCAAAAUCGUUCGAGGUAUUAAGAAGUAUCGUGAUGCAGCUAUGAUUGAAGUGGAAGUGCUCCAACAACUUGGAAGACACGAUAAAAGUGGCAAUCGUUGUGUACAAAUACGGAACUGGUUUGACUAUCGUAACCAUAUCUGUAUUGUCUUUGAGAAGCUUGGACCAAGUUUAUAUGAUUUUUUACGGAAAAACAAUUAUCGCCCAUUUUCCAUUGACCUUGUCCGUGAGAUUGGCAGACAGCUGUUGGAAUGUAUAGCAUUCAUGCAUGAUUUGAGCCUAAUUCAUACUGAUUUGAAGCCUGAGAAUAUUCUUCUUGUCUCGCCAGAAUACAAGAGAGUUCCUAAUCAUAAGGUAAAUUUUUUUCUUUAUUAUUUUUGUCCUGAUCAACUUCAUGUUUGAAUACAUUUAUGCCUUGGAAGAUAGAGUUGUGCACUUUCUCAGCUUUACAGAGUUGAUGCUUUAUGCUUAUUUGGUGAUGGCUUGUU